CUCACCUCAAGUCAUCACACAAACUUGUUGCUCUCCACACACCCAAAGCUAAGCUCUCCUGCAUCCACCCGUUGAGUUUCUGCCUCUGCUGACCUGCUGAGGACCAGUGACACAUCACACCAUGCUUGCUGCUAAGUGUUUGGUGUCUCUGAUGGUGGUGCUCGUGGCUGCAGCGUGUGUGGUCCACGCACAGGAGAGGAUUAAGAUGUGCGGGAGGGAGCUGAUACGUGUGGCCGUCUCAACCUGUGGGAACUCACGUCUACGGAGAAGCAUCGCCGAUGGAGAGCUUGGCCAACAUCAGCUCACUCGUCACUGGGGCCAUGAUGCCUCCACAGAGGAGCACUUGACUACAGAGACAGCCCAGGUCCCUCUAGAGUCUGACGGGGAGAAAGACACCCUGUCCUUGGCUCCUCACUGGUACCCACUGUCUUCUCGGGUCCGUCGAGCACCUGGAAGAAUAUCUGACAUUUGCUGUGAGAAGGGCUGCAGCAUGAAAGAGCUUAUACAGUUCUGCUAGACUUAGAUUCAGAUUAGAAUGAGUUUGCUAUUUGUCCCAGUCAUGUUGUAUUCAGGUUAACACUGCACUUCAGUCAUUUUAGGUAUUUAUAAUAAAUUGUUUCUGUAUCAUUUUCGUUAUAUGACGAAGUGAAAUGAUUACUUAUUUUGUACUAUCUUUAUUGUAGACGGCAAUAAAGCUUUUGAUGCUUA
Solea solea (common sole) is the source of this 708-nucleotide messenger RNA. RefSeq names its product insulin-like 3 (Leydig cell) (gene insl3). The coding region runs from base 122 to 517 and encodes 131 amino acids. Gene Ontology annotation, biological process: adenylate cyclase-inhibiting G protein-coupled receptor signaling pathway. Gene Ontology annotation, cellular component: extracellular region. The record is from RefSeq and is a predicted model, not a curated record. Gene Ontology annotation, molecular function: G protein-coupled receptor binding; hormone activity. Lineage: Eukaryota; Metazoa; Chordata; Actinopteri; Pleuronectiformes; Soleidae. The transcript is spliced from 2 exons.